UGAAGACUCCGUUCAAUUGCUACGUCUUUUUUUCCUACCACAACAUGUAAUUACACGAAAUCCGCAUAGGUAUUGGUCACUUGUGUUCGUGGUAAUUAACUAUUUAUUACUGAUAAACUCUCGCCAGGUUCACGGAGAGGGAAAACGCACGGCCGAACGCGACCUUGUUUACUUCCACUUCGGCUAGCGUUGCUUGUCGCUAUGGUGUCACGCGCUAAUCUACGCUCUCAGUCGGAGCACGGUCGCGGACCCCUGUUAGUGAUUUACUACUCGCUACUUUGAGAAACAUACUGGCCUCAAACGUUAGUCACUUGUAAAACAAAGCCAAGCGAAAAGAAAAGAAGUUUAAAAGACAGAGAGUAAGAUGGCCCAAGCCGCUGCCAAAUCGGUUAAUAAGGUGUCGGGAUGUAACUAUGUCGCACAAGAUCAGAUUUGGAAGGACCACAUCGUUCUGGAAGAAACGUCUGCUAAACGGUGGCCCAACAACUGGAACUUCCUGACCACCGAUUAUAAAGAAAUUGUGAAAGACGAACUUCCAAAGAAGGAAAAACCGAAAAGGAAACUUUCCCCGCUGAUACAAAUCCGACCUGUGACCCCAAUCGAGGAAUACAUCGAAGUGUUACCCUCUCCCCGGCCGUACCCCAGUACAACGGCGCAGCUCAUUGGCUGGCGGUCAGCGGAGAGACAAUUGGCACUCGACAAGUAUGGCCGAUAUGCCAGACCGAAAGGAGGCUUAGUGAAACAGCUGAACUGGCCAAAAGAAGCCAUCAACUAAUCAAAAUGCUAACUAUUUUAACAAGCAUUGGGUCACUUGGAUUGUGAAAAUCAAAAUGUCAGAAAGGAGGAAAGUGCAGGAGGGCAAGCGAUCGCGCUUUCUUGCUAGACUUUCUAUUUUUUUUUUGGCGCCAAACGUUAUAGGAAUGUGAUAUGCAGGCCCGUAUGCAGGAUUUUUAAUGGAUGGGUGCGAAUUGCUCAUGAUGGGACCAAUCAACAUAAAAAUAACCCCUCAAAACAACAACGAUUACGUAACGUUAUUUAAAAUUUAAUAGAGAAAAGUGGACCUUUAGUAAUUAGUUUGGGGGGUGCGUACACACCCGUCGCACCCCCCCCCCCCCCCCCCCCCCGCGUACGGGCCUGGUAUGAUUAUAAAAUGAUGGUAGCAGUCAAUUUAUUCGCGAGCGCUCGACCUCCAGAACACAUGACACACUGGUUUCUUGGUUGCCUGUUUUUUUUAAUUUUUAUAAUGGACUCGUGCCUUUCAUUGAAACUACAUCCGAACCAAUUAAAAACAUGCCCACGUUCAGACGCCGUUUUUUGCUAAACGUUAGCAAACUAUUUUAACUGGUUCCAGAAGUGGUCAUUUUAUUUAAUGUGUAGCGUAAAGAAUACUACAGGAGUGGUUGAUGGAUACAAUUUAUUUUACAACGAGUUGUUUACAUAAACGUACGCCAAUCUAACGAGCGAAAGCCGAGGUGGAUACGUUUUCAAACAACGAGUUAUAAGAUAAAUGGUAUCAAACUGACACGAAUAUGAUAUUUUAUUUCUUACAUAUCCUUUAAAACCAGGUUUAAAAUACAUUUGACGUCUUUUCCAACUAAUGAGACGUUUUCACUGCACUCGUGCGACUGUUAACUAACGCGUCACACAGUUAUGUCACAGAACAAUCGAUUUCGGACGUCCUUAUUUUAUUGACUGGUAUAGUUGUAGUGACCGGGUCAUCACCGUGGAGCAGCCAGUCACAAAUCUCAAAAGUUAUCUCCAAGACAUGCUGGAGACGAUAUUUAUCUAGCAAUAUCUACAACGGGUUAUCUCUUACACGGGUGUGUAACACAAUUCCAGUCUAGCAAGCGUUAGCGACAAACGGAUAACUGAACGUACUUCAUACAUAUAUAUAUAUAUAGUUCACUUCAUAAAAAGGCAGCAAAUGUUAAAUCCUCACGGAGGAAUUCGAAUCAUCAGUGAUAAACCAAUUUAAAUACGAGGUACAGAAUCAAUCCAACGUGCAUUUAGUUCAUCAGGGUCGUAUCUAGCGGGGGUGCCAGAGGCAGUGGCUCACCAGCAAAAUACAAAAAGUGCCUUUUGUUGUUUGUUUUAAAAGUGCCCGUUCUGUCUAUCUGGACAACAUAUUUAUGUAUAUCUCCAUACAGGGACAAAUGUCACAUACUGAGUGAAAACAUUAGACGGGUUUCGCAACCACACCGGUACUGUUGCGGAUAAUCAUAUUGGGCCCAAUUUACAAAGCUAUAAAUGUCUUACACGUGUGUAACUACAUACAUUUAUACUGCUAAAACAUCUGCGUUUAAGAAAAAGAAGCCGUUGUAAAUUCGAUCCAAUAUAAUUCGGUUUGCAGAUCGGCACGGCUAGUGACUUAAAAAUGGCGCCAUUCUCAGAAGUGAAAUGUAUAUAUACUGUAUAUAUAAUGUUAUAUUAACCACGACAUUUAUUAUGUAGGUCUUUCAAUCAUAAAGAGCGGGAAUCAAACUGUUGCGACGUCACCAACUACACUCAAAGCCUACCUAUCACUCCGUAACAGUAACGGUGUGGUUUUGAAAUAUCUCUAAUACGGGAUCACUUAGUAUUGUAGACCUCAUGUCAGUCACUAAUAGCGUGGGAAAAGAUGUAAUGUGUUGCUGAAUAUCAGUAAUAUGGUACUGAAUAUCAGUAAUGUGGUACUGAAUAUCGGUAAUGUGGGCCUGAAUAUCAGUAAUGUGAUACUGAAUAUCAGUAAUGUGGUACUGAAUAUCAGUAAUGUGGUACUGAAUAUCGGUAAUGUGGGCCUGAAUAUCAGUAAUGUGAUACUGAAUAUCAGUAAUGUGGUACUGAAUAUCAGUAAUGUUGGACUGAAUAUCGGUAAUGUGGGCCUGAAUAUCAGUAAUGUGAUACUGAAUAUCAGUAAUGUGGUACUGAAUAUCAGUAAUGUUGGACUGAAUAUCGGUUAUGUCAGACUGACUGUCAGUAAUGUCAGACUGAAUGUUAGUUAUGUCAGACUGAAUGUCAGUAAUGUCAGACUGACUGUCAGUAAUGUCAGACUGACUGUCAGUAAUGUGAGACUGACUGUCAGUAAUGUCAGACUGAAUGUCAGUUAUGUCAGACUGAAUGUCAGUAAUGUGAGACUGACUGUCAGUAAUGUCAGACUGAAUGUCAGUAAUGUCAGACUGACUGUCAGUAAUGUCAGACUGAAUGUCAAUUACACCGUGAGCUUCCUGACACUAUGGUUGAGGCGUCUUGGUUGCAGUCACUCUUUCCUGAUAUAUAGUGUUGGUGUGAUCCCUAAUUUAUUUUCAUCAGUAUAUGUAUACGGAUUUGUUAAUAAAAAAGUUCCUUCAUCUCA
This is a messenger RNA of Gigantopelta aegis, 3331 nucleotides long. RefSeq lists its product as uncharacterized. Lineage: Eukaryota; Metazoa; Mollusca; Gastropoda; Neomphalida; Peltospiridae. The transcript has 3 exons. The record is from RefSeq and is a predicted model, not a curated record. The coding region runs from base 365 to 775 and encodes 136 amino acids.